Ascochyta rabiei is the source of this 1170-nucleotide messenger RNA. RefSeq lists its product as uncharacterized. The transcript has a single exon. The coding region runs from base 1 to 1170 and encodes 389 amino acids. The record is from RefSeq and is a predicted model, not a curated record. Lineage: Eukaryota; Fungi; Ascomycota; Dothideomycetes; Pleosporales; Didymellaceae.
AUGGCCGGUCGCGGCGAAUACCAGAAGCAGAUUGCGGCUCUCAUAGCUGCUGCAAAGGCGAAGAACUUGAAGCUUGAGGAUACCCUGCCAGAGGAAACACUGAAGCAUUUCGGGGACAUGACGGAACUCAAGGCAGCUCGAGAGCUUAUCAAGGAGCUCGACGAUCGUGAAAAGCAGCUGCAGGCAGCCAACGAGACCCUGACGAAGAAGCUGAACAAAAAGCAGGAAGAGAUCGAUGACCUCCCUGGAGAUUUCAAAGCUCUGGAGGUCGAGUUGCAUCAAGCUCAACGCCAAAUCGCACUUCACAAGACGAUGUCAGAAGAUUCUCGGCAGCGCACCGAGCGUUACCAACGUCAACUGAAAGAAAUUGCGGAUAAGCAACAGGCCGAUGCCUCCGCAGCCGAAAAGAUAGAGCGCCUGCAAGCCCAAGUCGAAGACCAGCAAACCAUCAUUGCUAAGCUCUUAGAAGAGAACCAGGCUGCUGAAGCAGUGUCUGCACAACUGCGUGAGUCAGAUUUGAAGGCGCUUGCACAAAAGGACAAGCAGCUGGCCCAAAGGGAUGAGGAGCUGACCGAGAAGGACGAGUUGCUUGCCAAGCUCGACAAAGAGCUCGACGACGCAUGCUCUCUGAUGAGCUGCGAUACAGAAGCGCUUGUCAGUGAUCCGCCAGAAGACCCUCUCACAGUGCAGCAAGAAAACGUGGAAAAGAGCAAAUUCUCUACGCACCGUGAAGCUCAGUUUUCCGCUGCUAUCAUUUCCGAGAUGAAGCCUUUGAAUCGGUUCUACAAGGCUGUGUUCCAGAUUGUCAACGCCUUCGCCAUGAUCUUCCAAGCGACUUCAACCAAGGACAUCCCAUCCUUGUCCUGUGUUGGAACUCAGCUUGACGCGGCACAGGUUGCACUCGGCGACUACAUCGACAUCAAGAACAUGAUGCGAGCAAGCAUGGAAGAGUUGGGUGCCGACGACAUGGACCAGAUUGCACUGCUUCACGAGCUGGACGUCCUGGCCACAUCUGCAACGAAUUCGCAAAUCAACCUCGAGGUUGUGCACAUGGGCUUCUGGAACUUCCUCAAUCAACUUUCUGAUGAUCCGAAGAUGUUGUCGAAUCUGAACGGUGCGUUGUGCGACGCCGACCGGGUGCAUAUCAUUGACCUUGACGGUUGCGAUUAA